Molecule: messenger RNA, 9466 nt
Organism: Struthio camelus australis
Lineage: Eukaryota; Metazoa; Chordata; Aves; Struthioniformes; Struthionidae
Source: RefSeq, a predicted model, not a curated record
AUGGCACAAAGAACUGACAUAAAAAGUACCUGCAAAGGAACAAUGGCGACAGAAUCUCCACGCCGACCGAGUAGGUGUACUGGAGGAGUGGUAGUUCGCCCACAAGCUGUCACGGAACAGUCAUAUAUGGAAAGCGUUGUUACGUUUCUUCAAGAUGUUGUGCCACAGGCCUACAGUGGUACCCCACCAGCAGAAGAAAAGGAAAAAAUCAUUUGGGUCAGAUUUGAAAAUGCAGAUUUAAAUGAUACAUCAAGGAAUAUGGAGUUUCAUGAAAUACACAGCACUGGGAAUGAACCACCGUUGCUGCUCAUGAUCGGAUACAGUGAUGGAAUGCAAGUCUGGAGCAUACCUAUCAGUGGUGAAGCUCAGGAGCUCUUUUCUGUCCGCCAUGGUCCAGUUCGAGCUGCACGAAUCUUACCAGCUCCACAAAUCAGUACUCAGAAAUGUGAUAAUUUUUCUGAGAAGAGGCCUCUUCUUGGUGUGUGCAAAAGCAUUGGGUCUUCUGGCACAAGUCCACCUUACUGUUGUGUAGACCUUUACUCUUUGCGAACAGGAGAGAUGGUCAAAUCCAUACAGUUCAAAACUCCUAUUUAUGAUCUGCAUUGCAAUAAAAGGAUACUCGUUGUAGUCUUGCAAGAGAAAAUUGCUGCCUUUGACAGCUGUACUUUCACCAAAAAAUUCUUCGUUACAAGCUGCUAUCCUUGUCCAGGGCCAAACAUGAAUCCUAUUGCUCUUGGAAGCCGUUGGCUUGCUUAUGCAGAAAAUAAGCUGAUCCGAUGCCAUCAGUCCCGUGGUGGAGCCUGUGGAGACAACAUUCAGUCUUACACUGCCACAGUCAUAAGUGCUGCCAAAACGAUAAAGACUGGACUUACAAUGGUUGGGAAAGUAGUUACCCAGCUGACAGGGACGCUGCCUUCAGGAGCAACUGAAGAAGAAGUUUUAGCUCAUAGCAACAUUCGUCGAAGUCCUCUGGUGCCAGGAAUCAUCACUAUUAUUGAUACAGAGACAGUUGGAGAAGGGCAGGUACUCGUUAGUGAGGAUUCUGAUAGUGAUGGUAUAGUGGCGCACUUCCCUGCACAUGAAAAGCCUAUCUGCUGCAUGGCUUUUAACCCUAGUGGGAUGUUGCUGGUCACUACUGACACAUUAGGCCAUGAUUUCCAUGUUUUUCAAAUACUGACACAUCCUUGGUCAUCAUCACAAAGUGCCGUCCAUCACUUGUAUACACUUCACAGGGGAGAGACUGAAGCCAAAGUACAAGAUAUCUCCUUUAGCCACGACUGUCGUUGGGUUGUGGUCAGCACACUUCGUGGCACUUCUCAUGUUUUUCCCAUCAACCCUUAUGGUGGACAGCCCUGCGUCCGAACACAUAUGUCACCUCGAGUGGUAAAUCGCAUGAGCCGAUUCCAAAAGAGUGCAGGUUUGGAAGAGAUUGAGCAAGAACUGACUUCUAAACAAGGAGGUCGCUGUAGUCCUGUUCCAGGCCUGUCAAGCAGCCCAUCUGGCUCACCGCUUCAUGGUAAAUUGAACAGCCAAGACACUUACAAUAACUUCACGAACAAUAAUCCUGGGAACCCUCGACUCCUGCCUCUUCCAAGUUUGACUGUGGUGUUGCCUCUUGCUCAAAUCAAACAGCCAAUGACAUUAGGGACCAUCACCAAACGCACAGGACCUUACCUGUUUGGAGCAGGAUGUUUUUCUAUAAAAGCUCCAUGCAAAACCAAACCAGCUCCACAAAUUUCACCCAGUAAGUCUGUGGGAGGAGAGUUUUGUGUUGCUGCAGUGUUUGGAUCAUCAAGAUCCUGGUUUGCAAACAAUCCUGGUCUGAAAAGAGAAAAAGAUCAAUCAAAACAGUUUGUAGUGGAAUCGUUGUAUAUUAUCAGUUGUUAUGGUAGCCUAGUGGAGCAUGUAUUGGAACCACGUCCGCUCAGCACUGCUCCGAAGAUUAGUGAUGACACACCCUUGGAAAUGGUGACGUGCCCACGAGCCAGCUGGACUUUGGUUAGAACUCCUCAGUGGAAUGAGCUCCAACCACCAUUUAAUGCAAACCAUCCACUGCUCCUGGCUGCAGAUGCAGUACAGUACUACCAGUAUCUUCUCGCUGGCUUGGUUCCACCAGGGAGUCCUGGACCUAUUACUCGCCAUGAAUCGUAUGAUAGCUUAGCAUCUGACCACAGCGGUCAAGAGGAUGAAGAGUGGCUUUCCCAGGUUGAAAUAGUGACUCACACUGGGCCUCAUAGACGCCUGUGGAUGGGCCCGCAGUUCCAGUUCAAAACAAUUCAUCCGUCUGGCCAAACAACAGUCAUUUCAUCCAGUUCUUCAGUGCUGCAGUCGCAUGGUCCAAGUGACACACCACAACCUCUUCUGGACUUUGAUACAGAUGAUCUUGAUCUCAACAGUCUCAGGAUUCAGCCAGUUCGUUCGGAACCUGUUAGCAUGCCAGGAUCAUCACGUCCAGUUUCUGAUCGCAGAGGUGUUUCAACAGUGAUUGAUGCUACCUCAGGUGCCUUUGACCGGAGCGUGACCUUGCUGGAGGUGUGUGGGAGCUGGCCUGAGAACUUCGGUCUCCGCCAAAUGUCUUCCAUGGAGCACACUGAAGAGGGCCUUCGAGAACGCCUGGCUGAUGCGAUGUGUGAAUCUCCCAGCAGGGACAUAGUGGGAUCAGGAACAGACACAGCCGGUGAAGUAGCAGUUAAAAACAUCACCGCAAAGAGGCACAUGGCUUUGAAAUGUUGUGAGCUUCAGCGAGAGGGAAGCAUAGAGACGCUAAGUAACAGCUCGGGUUCCACCAGCGGAAGUAUUCCACGCAAUUUUGAUGGUUACAGAUCACCCCUCCCGACUAACGAAAACCAGCCGCUCAGUCUUUUCCCCACAGGAUUCCCUUAAAUUAGUCAGACAUACAAGGAGAGAUCAAGACAGGGUAACAAACUGUCUCUCCACCUAAACAAUCUCGAUAUGUGUUUCACCCACCAGUUAGCUGCCGUGCUGGAUGGUUCUUGUUACCCCGAUAAAUAUUGACGACUCUUCCACGUAAACCUUCCUGAAACAUAUUCACAAAAUCUUGACUUUAUUUUCCUGUGCAAUAUGAAGAGACUCUGUCUUCAAUCUUGAUAGCUCUGUGGCUUCUUUUUUUGCUGUAUUCAGGAAGAGAUGUUAGAGGAGAAAUAUUUCUAAGCCAUUUUUGGUUAAGCACAUGGUUUCACAACCACUAUCUGCUUUUCGUGUUAAAAGAUAAAGGGAAUCUCUGUAACCUAGUGGUGCGAGCGCCAGCCAGGAACUCUAGCCGUUUGCAAAAGUGCCGAGCAUUAAAGAAUGAACUGGAGAGAGUGGAAACUCAAGGACUUUCUGUGGACAGGGUUGAUAAAGUUACUCCUUCAUGGUUGCAUCUCCUUGCUGCCCUCCUUCCCCGCUGAUAUUCAUCAAUGCCAGGAGUAUUACAAAUGGAAAUGUUUCUUUUUGUUCUUCAGAAGAAUUAUCUCUAUUGCUCCAGUUUUAUUCUAGUCAUGUAUUUUAGAAAUAUAACUUAAUUGACUAACUGCAGUCACCAGUUUCUCAUAUUUGGUUAUAAAAGUUGUUCACUGAAACGCUGAUAUCUGUCCAGAAAUGCAUGUGUCAUUGAAUAAAUCUAAGUUAAACAAGAAACUGCUUAAAUGUCAAUGUUCGUGGAGAGUUACUAGGCUUGAUGUGUGCUUCAUAUAUCUUCCUGUACCAAAGACUAUGUGCAUAUAUACUAACUUGAGGGCUUUAAUUAAAGCCAUCAGUGGAUGUUAUUCAGCCAGUCUAGCUUGUUUUUGCAUCCUUGUUUUCUCAUACCCUUGUGCAAGGACAGAAUUUUUUAUAUAAAAGACUUAAAUGAGGUUCCUUGCACCAACCUGGCACCUCUGAAAAUCAGCAUCUAUAUCUGUGUUUUGGUGUCUUACUUCAGGUCCUUGUGUGACAAUUAUAGCCAGAGUCUUUUGCAGGUUAAUUUUUUUUUCUUUAAAGUAAUUGCUUAGAAUGUAACACUCAUUGGUGGAGUGAGCUUAUCUGCUAGACCCAGGGAGAGAACGAGCCAGGCUUCGGUCUUCCGUUUGUCUCUUUAAGCCUAGCAGUGUGAAGAGGAUCAUGACUAUAGUAAUAUAUGUAGGUAUAUGUAUAUAUGAAAUUGUAACAUCAGCGUUCCCAAGACACGGUAUCCGGAAAACAUGGAACAUGGACAGAAGGGAUCCUGAUGGCUCCUUUGAAUCACUUCCGUUUUAUAUGCUGGUGGCUCCUUGUGAAACAGUGGGUCAGAUUUUUACCUGCCACGAGCUGGCACAGCCAGCGGGACAUGCGCUGCUUAUAUUGGUUGAGACUCUGGUUGCUCGUCCCACUGAGCUUAACUGAUUUACAUGAGCAGAGGUCCACACACCCUCUCACAGCAGCAGUGCCCACCUACAUCUGUUGUAUUACAGGGUCACAUAAAGGAGCCUUGAGGACCCACACAACAUACUGAAGCCACGAAAUGUACUGACUGUGCACAGUAAAACCGUGUGCUGCGCAAUUCAGUUGAUAAAUACUGAUGGGCUCACACAUAGCAGCCACAUAAAAUUCUCUAUCUCAGCCAACUUAUGUUGCGAAGCAGAAACUGAGAUGGGACUAUCAGCUUAUGACAUUUCCUUCCCACUACUUCUGUUUAAUAGAAGCUGUUUGAGUCAUGGAAAUGAGAGGAAACUAUCUAAACCCACAAAUCUUUUUGCACUCCUAUAGCUUAAAACCAGCCACACUGACUGAUGCAAAAUUGACCACCCUCUUCCUACUCCAUCCCCAAACACCAAAUAUCAAAUUCAGUCUCAGGCUUGAUUUUCUUUAACUGUAAUGCUAUUGCUCAGAUUGCAGAAGCUUUUUUUUCUCUCUCUCUUCAGGGUUGGAAACCACUAAUAAAACCUGAGAGUCUGCAGCAAUAAUUUCAGUUUCUUGCUUGAUUUUCAGUCAGUCCUUUCUCAAGCAAAAAACCUCCUUGGGAUGAAAUCAGAGGAGAGUUUGCCCGUAAGUAAGUACUUGUAGCUCUGGCCCACUGGCUAUAUCUGUGCUAACAGGCUCCGCUGUAAUGCUACUUUUCUUUUAUGUCUGCAAAAUAAUGGGUUGAGCUAAGCGAGUUAGGGUAGGGCUGGCGCUGGGAACAAAUGGAACCACCGGGUCAAGUCAGUCCACACCAGUUAGGAUUUUUAGCACAGUUCAAGCCAAGGUCAGCUCCAAAAGUUCAAACAAAAUCCAGAUUAACACAUACAGAAGGGAUUCUGUUGUCACCGUGAUUCUUGUUUCCUUUCAGUCUUUCCAAAGAGCAGCCAUAAGGGACAGAGUUCUUUUAAAGGAAAGCGACUGCUGUUCUUCAUAUUACUGUAGCCUCAAACAGCUCAGUUGCUGGUUCUUUAUGAACACACAAAGUAGGAUAGUGCAUAAUGCAGAGUGGUGUCAUUGGAAAUGUAUUUGUUGUUGGCAGGCAUUAAAUCACUUUUUAUAAGUGCUGCAAUACGGCCAUGUGGAAAUUCCCAGUCUGCAGAAGCUUCUUUGAAUCAGGAUGUUUUGUUUAAAGGGGGGGGAAAAAACCCUACAAACUGGGGCUGUACCAAAAUAUUUUCUGUCUGGUUCAUUGAAAAGAAUGUCCUAAAUUCCCUGCUGUUGAUAGCCCCGUAGCCAAGCUGUUAAGAAAGCCCUGAACUUAAAAAAAAAAAAAAAAGAAAAAAAAAAAGAAAAGUGCACUGCAGUGAGGUGGCUAAUUUAGCUUUAAUUUGAUACUUUCAUAGAUGACCCAGCAGAAUAACGACCAAGUUCCAGCUCUUCAGUGAGCCAGGGAGAGCUGAGUAUGUUGCAGCAAUAACACUGUAGGCUCCGAUUCAAUGAGUUUCCGAAGAGUAUGUCUUGCUCUAAGGGCACGCGUGGUCCCACUGAUGCCCCAUGCUUGCGUACCUUGCUAAAGGCAGGCCCUAGAAAGUUCCCUCUGAACAGGAAGCCAAGUGCUUUCAUGGAACAACACCUUUCCUCUGCUUCACCCCCAGCAGCGAUAUUCUUUUGGGGCACCAAGAAAGAAGAUUACUGCUCAUUGACAAUUGCUAGAGGCCUCCUUGCAGCUUAUCCACUUGGAUCUUCAGGUGUUGUACUGACCUGGGGAGAGAGCCACCCGCCUCGCUCUGAGCCACCAGCACCCAGCUCUCGGUGCCGUUAGGGUCUUUACUGCCCUGAGCAGACCUACCAUGGCCAUACGUGUGUGCAGGACUGGGGCCCUCACUGGUCCCUAAGAUCUGCCUGUGCUCCUCCUUUCCAGCACCCAGCAGCAACAAGCUCUGCCAUGUGCUUUUGCAGUAAAACUGUGGUCUAAGGCCGUUUUGCCCCUGAAUUUAAUGGAAGCAGGAUUUCAAUCUUUGGUCCUGAUCCAAACCCAACUUCAAGCAAAAUCAGGGAGAGUCUUAAUGUCUUCCCUGAUUUUGGAUGACUGUCUCACAUUGUGGUGGAAAUAGUGCAGGUGAGUUUCUGAAAUGCCGAACUCCCAAGCAGCGCGGUUGGCAGACGGUCACAGGCAGCGCAGCGAGAAUGUUGUGCCAUGACAUAAAACACUGUCUCGAAAAGAGCCCAAAAGACAUGCUGGACUUGCAAGUUUUUAAACUGUUUCCAGUAGUAGUAAGCAGUGGCCUCCUGCUGAGUUCAAAAGGCAAAAUGUCUCAUUUAAAGCCGGGCGGACUGUAUAUCACUCUGUGUAUAAAGUGGAGCUCUUCUAUUAAAAGCUGAGUUCAGAUUUCAUGAAUUAACAUGAAAUAUUGCUUUCUUAUUCUACCCUGGUUUCUGUAAUAAACACACGCAUGUAGCGUGCUUAAAUCAUAGGAGGGGGAAUGUUUUGCUGUUUGAAAAGCAGUGGAAAGUCAAAGGUUCUCCAAAUGUGACAGUUUGAAGUUCAAAUGAAAUCAAAUCUCACAGUGAAUCUAGAGCCUGGCCGCAACCAGCAGAUCUGGCGUUCCCAAGUCCUUUGCAGAGCCCGCAGGCUGCUGAAUGCGAAAUACUUUGGGCUUCGCCCACUCGAGCACUUUGGCUUUGUUACCCUGUGGCUACCGACGGCUGCAGCCCCAUUUCGGGCUGGUGGUGAGCCUUUUCACAGCCGGUUUGCACAGCUGGAGCAGCGCACAGCUGGAGCAAAGCAAAACGCUGAUGAGCUGCUGAUAGAGCACGUUGCUCUACCAAAGCAAAACCCAUAAAUCGCCGCCUUCCAUCCCGCUCUAUGAAAUAGCAAUUUCUGGUUAUCUCGCCCCAGGCAAAGCUAGCCGAACCAAAUUCAAAGUUGGUUGGUAAUGAGGCUGCAAGAAGGCAGGGCAACGAGAGGAACCGACCAAGUGCAAAACUAUCGCCCAGGUCUCUGUCCUCGUUCCUCCACUGCCUCUCAAAAAGGCUGGAGCAGGAUUUACUGCUAAGCGCAGCUGUGAAAUCGCUGUGUGCCACUGCCCCUCCUUUCUGCCCUCCCCAAAUGCAGAGGGCAUCACAACUGCGCGCUGCUUGCUUUGGGGUUUGACUGGAACUUUUUGAGGCUCCCAGCUGCGUAAGCGCUACUUCUCUAGAUUUCUUUUCUAGCUCCUUUGCUUUGGCUUGUUACCGUGCAGGGUAGGAAAGUUUGCGCCAUUUCCUGUUGUCUUUCCCUUAUGCUCCUGAGAUAUUGUAAAAAUGUUCGGUAUCCUCCAGUAGGUUGUAAUCACUUCACCCUAAUGUUUCACAGCUGCUAAGUGUAACUUUAAACCUAACCAUUUGAAUGCUUACAAUUAGCGAGUCAAUGGGGCUAAGAUCGUGUCUUUGUGAUUGCAAAAAAAGAAAAUGAACCUUUUUUUUUCAAGUUUAACUUGGAUAAAAUAGGAAUGAAAGUUAUGGAGAUGAGGGGUUUUUUUAAAUGUAAUAAAUGAUUAGUGGUUUAUGUGCUAGGAAAAAAAUAAUUAAAUCCACUGCUUGGCCUGUUUCACAGAUGAAAAAGGCACCAGGACAAGCAUGUGUCUGCAGCAGCUGAGCCUCUGUCCCGUUAACUGCACGAAACCCCCUCCAGUAUUGCUGCUCUUAAUUUAUACGGCUGUAGCUGAUGAGAACAAAACUAGCAGGAGACAAGAGGCUUCAGCUGCGUUUGUCACCCGUCGCUCUGCCAGGAAGCUGUGGUGCAAACAGGCUGGGGUUUUCCUGCCACUGUUGCACCGAUUUUGGUCUGGUACAACCAUUUGGCUGGCCCAGCAUUAGCCUGGCUUUUAACCUUCCUCAGCUGGCAGAAAUGCCUUAAGCGCCGUCCAUAACGGUAAGGAAUUAGGAAAUCAAGGUGUUGCAUUCCAGCGCCGUUGCCAGGACCGGGGAGGAGGGGAUGUCUGCAUCGCUUUGCCAGAGAAAGCUAUUAACUGCGCAAAAUGGCACAUGUCUAGCGCAUUUGACGGCUGGGGCAAAUGAGACAGCUAAAGAUCAAGGUUGGUUUGACACCUCUGGAGACAGGAGAGCUCGUCUGGGCCGCGUACAGCAUCCCACCGAAUAAUCCUCCCACCGUGCAGGCCGAGCCAGGAUCUGGCAGAGCUGCUGUAGAUCAGGCGAUGGUCUGCAAAGUCCCCGCAGGGCCUCGCUGCUGAAGGGGGGCCACAAGUAGCCAGCGCGGGCGUACGUGUGCGUACGUGCGCGCGUUGUUGGAUCUUUGCUGAUGGCCUGGCUUUAUGCAAAGCUGUUUGUAAACAUGUUCUGAGCCUUUUAUAAAGCAACAUGUCCAUUUAAUCUAAUGCUGUUCCUUAACUUUAACUGAAUACAGCUAAGUGCAAAGUGAGGCUAAUAUUGAAGAUUGCUCGUCUAGCCUAGCAGGAUAAAAAUCUCUUUUGGUUGAUACUAUUGGGGUUUGUUCUUGCUUAAUGCUCUUGCCUUAUGCACGUUUUCAGAGCUGGUUUCAGUUAUACCAGAAAAUGACUUUACUCUAGCGAAAGCAAAGGGCACGUUUUAACGCGGAGCUGAGCCACUAGCUCCCGAGCUGGACUGGGACCACGGUGGGGUCCGGGACCCCAGCAGGGUUGCGAGUUUUUGUAAAUUCUGGGGAGCUCAAGUCUGGGAUUUUGGUUGUUUUUUUGUCACGGAGUGAAAACAAAGCUCCUCGGACCUCAGGGAAACGGCAGCCCCUCAGACUUACAGCACAGAGGUCCCCACUUUGAAGAGGCAGCAGUUAACGCUCGAGCAAUCGUCUCGGGGAGCAGGUUAGUAUCUUCCUUAUUCUACAAGUUGGUAAAACUGGAAAUAAUGUUAUGCUGUGCCCAGCACCACCUUGCAUGUUAACAGCAGAGGCGGGGAUAGACUGGGGAGCGCUGGUGCCUCGGCUCUGGCGCUGUCCAGGGGCGGCAGCGGGCUCAGCGGCCCAGCUGCUCUUUCCUGCUGGGGGUGGUAGAGCUGGGCGGGAGGUGCGGCGAGUCCCCAAGGUCUCUCGGACCUGGGUUUCCGUCACGCGCUUGGUCAUCGCUGUGCGCGC